GCCGUCAAAGCCAAAUGCCUGGAAGCUAUAAAGCAUCUCAUCGGAGCUGGCGCCAAUAUCAACGCUACAGAUAUCUAUGGAAACUCUGUCUUACAUUAUGCCGUCAGAAGCGAGAAGGUCGGCAUUGUUAAACAAGUCAUUGACUCUGGAGCAAACGUCAAUGCUAGAAAUCAGUGGAAUCAGACACCAUUGCACUGGGCUAUACAGAGUAGCAAAGAACAAAUUAAUACGUCCCUCAGAGUGGAGAAGGUUCUUCUGGAUUCAGGCGCUGAUGUCAAUGCAACAGAUAGAUUUGGUAAG
Molecule: messenger RNA, 300 nt
Organism: Umbelopsis ramanniana AG
Lineage: Eukaryota; Fungi; Mucoromycota; Umbelopsidomycetes; Umbelopsidales; Umbelopsidaceae
Exons: 1
Molecular function (GO): protein binding
Source: RefSeq, a predicted model, not a curated record